GCUGCGCGCCUGCAGUAAGCUUGCUGCGGCGCCAACCUCUAGUAACAACAUCUUAUAAUACGAAUGGCGGCGGCUGCACCAGACGGUGGCAUGAAGCCACUACAAAACGCCAUGAAACUGGCUAACGUAGCGAUACAGCUUGAUGCGGGGAACAUGCAUAAGGAGGCUUAUUGCGAAUAUUUGAGGAGUAUCAGUUAUAUAUGCCACGCGUUGCUGGAAGAUGCUGGGUCCAAACAAGCAGAAAUGGUGCCAUUGGAGGUGGAUAAAAUGCUGAGAUUGGCUGAGCAGUGCCUGGAGAGAGUGAAGUCCUUCGCAGGGAAGAAGUUGGAUGUCACUGCUGAGUCCAGCCCCACGUCGGGUCCCCACCUAUGCCCCGCCCACACGAGGGCUGAUGCGGGGAUGGGCGAGCUGCAAGCUGCUGUCUGCACUGCGCAGCCCUGUGCCCAGGUUCCAGUGGCUGCACACUGCCCCCUGCGUCCUCCUGCAGUGUUUCCAGCACCCAAGCUCGAGUCUGGUGACACCCCCACCCGACACCGCCGGGUCUUGUCUGACGGAGGAGGAGCUGCAUCGCCGUUUCUCCCCCCUGAAAUUUUCCAGAAAAUGCAGGCCGUAAACACACAAGACACUAGAAAGGAACUGACCCCACUGGAGGAGGCUUCACGGCUCAAUCAGAAGCUGAAGGCGAAUUAUGAAGUCCGGCUGGCACGUCUCACCCCUGGACAGGCGACACAAAAGACGUCCCUGACCCUCUCCCUUCAGAGGCAAAUGAUGGAGAACCUUAUCAUCGCCCAGGCUCGGCAAGAUGCUCUUCACCGGAAGAUGGAGGAGAGGAGACUGAGACUGCAGGAGGAGGCCAGCAGGAGGUUAGCGGCCGUGGGCAUGAUCACGCCGGAGGAGCAGGAGCAGCGUGUCCUGUACGCCAGCGUCCUGGAGUACGAGCAGGAUCACGACUGGCCGAAAAUGUGGAAAGCCAGCUUGAAGAGGAACCCCAACGACAGCACGCUGGUGUCAGGCCUGGUCUCCUACCUCCUGAGCUGCCCAGAUCACCCCGUGGUCCAGCUCCUGAAGACCCUGCAGUACAAUAUAUACGACCGCCUGUACCCCCUGGUGAGCCAGUGCCCCCCCAUCACCGCUCCCUCCCAGUUGGCCAUCAAGACCUCGGUCAGCGCUCAGAACCUGCGCUCCGAGUCCGGCCUGCCCGCCUCGCCGCCCUCCUACCAUGACCACAACGCCAACCGCGAGGGGGAACCUGUGCUCCCCGACCGGGAGAACUCCUUCGAGGAUCUGGAGCAGUUCAUGACGCAGAUGGAUUUGGAGCCAGGGUGUGAGCGCCGGCCUGAGGUGGUGUCCCACAUCCAGGAGUUGGAGGGCUUGGUGCUCCGGGAACCUCUGAAGAACAUCGUUAAGGACGUGCACGCUGCCAUUGAUCGCCUCCUCUCCCUCUGUCUGCUGUCCUUCGAGUGCCUCAACACCGCCGCAUCCAAAGACCUGUGUGUCGCCUGCAUCGAGGAGGCAUUCUUCCCCCCGCUCUGGGGCCCCCUGUUGGUGCUCUUCAGGAAAGUGCACCGAGAAAGGGAGCUGUCCUUCGAGAUGAGCGUUCGGUUGUAUCGCAACACCACGCCUGCCGAGGUCGGCGUGGCGCCCAAACUCUUCCCCAGGGAGCCGUCUGCGUUGCGAGCUUCCUACCCCUACGAGUCGGCCGUGCAGGAGCUCCGGCUGCUUUCCAGGGACCUGUGUCCACAGAGGAAGCUGGAGUGCAUCGUGCGAACGUUACGCCUGAUCUGCGCGUGUGCAGAGGAGUACAGGAGCUUGCAGGAGCCGGACGCCCCCCCCAGCACGGCUGCCAUUGGGGCUGACGACCUCCUUCCUAUCCUGUCUUACGUGGCUCUCCGCACCGAGAUGCCCCAGCUGGUGUCCGAGUGCGCCGUCCUGGAGGAGUUCAUACACGAGGGGUAUGUAUCCCGGCGUCCGUCUGCUCUGAGCAAACCGGCAGUGUGCAUAGCCCCCCCCCCGAAAAGGCAGCGUUCCUCCCGCCGCUGCCAAAACCGGCGGACGACCUCAUGUGACCUACAUCUGUUUGCCGUCCCCGAUCCCUGCCGAUCGGCGUGGCCCGCCCCCCCCACCCCGGCCGCCGCAUUUCCUCGCGUGCGUCCGUCAAACCGCACCCCAGAUGUGAGUGUAUCUCGGGAACUGGCCUGGUAACUGGCAGCCGUCGUG
This is a messenger RNA of Paramormyrops kingsleyae, 2217 nucleotides long. The record is from RefSeq and is a predicted model, not a curated record. Lineage: Eukaryota; Metazoa; Chordata; Actinopteri; Osteoglossiformes; Mormyridae.